AUGGAGAGCCCUUCCGUCUUGUUCGAGAAGGCGAUCCCAGUGACGAUCAAGAGCUCCAGCGAUCGACAGGCGCAGCUUACAUUCCGGAUUCUCGUGGGACGCAGCAAGCAUCCACGCAGCAGCAAGGUCCUCCAGGUCCAGAUUUCGGAUGAGCUCGAUCCGUUCUUUCUCUACUCGCUGGAACUAGACGACGAGGAUUUCAAGAGUCUCAAGGUCGACCAGUGCAUCCUCGUCGAUUUCUCGGUUUUCCCUCACAAAUUUAUCGAGCUGCUGGAGCACUGUCUCGACGCCAAAAGCGAAGAUCAUCGAUUUCUGGCAGUCUUGAAUGUCCGGACGGGGGAUUCGACGCUUAAUGUGGUCGAAACGAACCAGUUCAAGCACGUCAACCAUAUCUCCCUUUGCUUUAGACAGGGUAACGAUGCCACUGUGAAGUCAUAUCUUGCUGCAAGGCUGGGUGACUAUAAGGGAGAAAAUCUGGAUCUUCAUCAAAAGCUCCAAAAGACACUGGAAUCUCUCGAGAAUUCCAUCAAGGAAGCUGAUAAACUGAAAGAAGAUCUUGGCAGCUUCAAAGGAGCAUAUUCACGCGAAGUUACGGAGUUGACUGCGAAGCACACUGUGGACGUGUCUCGUGUGAAGGAGAAGGCAAUGCAAGAAUGUCUUGCGAUGAAAGAAAAGCUGGAGCGAGACCGUGCCGACAUGGAAUGUCGCCUACGCUUGAGAGCUGAUGCUCAGGAGAGUCACGUUUCCCAGCUGGACAAACAGUUGCGUGAGUUGACGAAUAUAAGGCACAAUCUAGAAGUUAAAACUACUGAGUACAAAACGAAACUUGAAGUUACUGAAAAGGAGCUUGAAGAACGGCAUCAGGAAUGUAGUUCGCUGCGCAAAAAAAAUGUGGGCUACGACAACAAGCUGCAAGACUACUCCAAGCAAAUUAACCAGCAUCUGAUUCGCUUGGCUUCUCUAGAACAGGAAGUUCAAGCGAAGAAUGAUCUGCUUUCCAACAUGACUAAUCGACUGGAAAGUGAACUGUCUCAUCGGGCAGCUUUGGAGAUGGCUUUGAGGGAUGCUCAAGCCGCACAUGAACGGUUGGAAGAAAAAGCAAGUGCAAGCAUCGCCGAGGCAAACCGAUAUUCCCAAGCUGUCGAGAGGCUGCAGGGUGAGCUCAGGGCAAGCAAAGCUAAAGUGAAGCUCAAAGCACAAGUAACGUCACAACAGGAGACAUUACUUCAAGAAAGGCAAGUGACAAUUGAAAAAAACACGGCCGACAGCAACUUCAUGCGUCAAGAAAUAGCGAGCUUAAAGUCCGACAACGAUUGUUUGAGAAAGAAGGUGGACGAGUCCAAGGAAAAACUGGAGGAAAUGCAAGAGAUGGCAAAGUCUAACCAGCAAAUGAUUCAGUGGCUAAACCAGCAACUCACGGAUUCACAGCUCGCAAAGCUUGGACACCACUCUAGAUACUGCUACAAGAGUGGCGACAGCGCAACGAGAGGAUUCGCAAGCCAGACGCUGUCAUCACUGGUUGGGAGCUUAUCAUCGCCGCCACCACUCAAGUCGAGCAGCAGCAUUCUUCCACACACGCAAACACACGCGCACCUUCACGCCUCCAGCCCGAGCAGCGUCCUCACAAACUCGUUACUCUCGAGCCGGGGAGCUACAAACGGCUCCUCACCCGUGUCCAACACCGGCAUCAGCAAAGUCGUAUUCAAGCCUCCACAGAGCUGCGGUGGUGGUGGCGGUGGCGGUGGCGGUGUCCACUCGAGCAGCGCGACGCCGACGACCCCGACGCCGCUGGAGACAUCGUCUCAGACGACGAGCGUUUCGAUCUACAAGACGGACAACCUCGAGAGCAACCAGCGGACGUUCACGGUGGACAUGAGGCGCAAGCCACACCUCUCGCUCGCGGAGCCGACGAGGCUUCCAUACAGCUCCAGCCAGAUGGUUCGCAGCGGCGGAUUUGGCACGAGAACCGGAAGAACAACGGACGAAGAAAUGUCGUCCAUGUCUUCUCCAGUCAGCAUUGGUUGACUUUAAGGAAAAAUUUGACCGUUGAAAGCCAAA
Molecule: messenger RNA, 2058 nt
Organism: Selaginella moellendorffii
Lineage: Eukaryota; Viridiplantae; Streptophyta; Lycopodiopsida; Selaginellales; Selaginellaceae
Product: spindle assembly abnormal protein 6 homolog
Exons: 13
Coding region: 1-2025 (674 amino acids)
Biological process (GO): centriole replication
Cellular component (GO): centriole
Source: RefSeq, a predicted model, not a curated record